UUCCCCUAAAGUAAAAUAAGGGUUGCUUAUUCUUAAAUAAUUAUUCUUUCCUGUGAAAUUAGCGUUCCAGUUAAGACACUAAUACUGCCGGGCGAAGUCGUAUAUAAAAGAAGAAACCGCGUCUGAUCUUGUAAAUCCCGUCCACCAUAACGCUCUGUAUCAACUUUACAUCCCAAAAUUUCUAUAGAUGGUAUCAAUCAUGCCCUCAACCCCCGCACCAAACGUGAAGCUGUGCACACCAUCAACAGUUCAAUUUCAUACUUAACCGGACCCAUUCAUUCCCAGACAAUAGCCAGAUCAUAAGACACCCCACUUCCUUGGCACCUUUCACCCACCUCGCCGUUUUCCAUCUUCUCCCUCUUUCAAAGCCGAAAUUGAAGGGACCCAACAACACCCUUUUCCCCAAUCACUUCCUCACUCAAUAAAGACUUCAACUUUGACAACUUGGGUUUUGGAUCAGACCCUUCAAGUUUAUGGCAGACAUAGUGAAGCAACUAUUGGCAAGGCCGAUCCAGUUAGCAGACCAAGUAACCAAAGCAGCUGAAGAGGCUAGUUCCUCGUUCAAGCAAGAAUGUUUGGAGCUCAAAUCAAAGACCGAUAAGCUCGCGGGGCUUCUCCGACAAGCCGCAAGAGCGAGCUCUGACCUCUACGAGCGCCCAACACGACGCAUCAUCGCUGACACCGAACAGGUCCUCGACAAGGCCCUGUCGUUGGUCCUUAAAUGCCGCGCCAACGGCCUCAUGAAGCGCGUGUUCAGCAUCAUCCCAACGGCGGCGUUUCGCAAGAUGUCCUCGCAGCUCGAGAAUUCCAUCGGUGACGUGUCGUGGCUCCUCCGGGUCUCGGCUCCGGCGGAGGAUCGCGGCGACGAGUAUUUGGGCCUUCCCCCUAUUGCCGCAAAUGAGCCCAUUUUGGGCCUCAUUUGGGAGCAGAUUGCCACCCUCCACACUGGCUCUCUGGAUGACCGAUCUGACGCCGCCGCUUCGCUCGUGUCGCUCGCACGUGACAACGAUCGUUACGGGAAUUUGAUCAUUGAGGAAGGUGGGGUUGGACCCUUGUUGAAGUUGAUCAAGGAGGGGAAGAAGGAGGGUCAAGAGAACGCUGCCAGGGCUAUUGGGCUUCUGGGCCGUGACCCUGAGAGCGUGGAGCUCAUGAUUCAUGCUGGUGUGUGCUCUGUGUUCGCCAAAGUCCUCAAAGAAGGUCCCAUGAAAGUCCAAGCUGUGGUUGCCUGGGCUGUGUCCGAGUUGGCCGCAAAGUACCCCAAAUGCCAAGACCUUUUUGCUCAGCAUAACAUCGUUCGCUUGCUUGUAAGUCAUCUAGCGUUUGAAACCGUUCAAGAGCACAGUAAAUAUGCCAUUGUUAGCAACAAACCCACUUCAAUCCACGCGGUUGUGAUGGCUAGUAAUAAUUCUAAUGCUAAUAAUAUGAAGAAGGAGAAUGAAGACGAGGAUAGGCAUAUGCAAAGUCGGAUACAGCAUCCGUUGGGUGAUAGGUCCCCAAAUCAGAUGCAUAAAGUGGUCACAAGUACCAUGGCAAUGCAUGCUGCUGCCAAGCAACAGACCAAUCAAGGAAACGAAGCAUGUCAGAACUCCCAGGGUACUCAGUCCAAAGCCAAUGGGCUUAGUAAUGGUAAGCAAAGUCAUCAAUCACACCAGCAAAGCUAUUCCUAUUCUGGAAUUAACAUGAAGGGAAGGGAACUUGAAGACCCCGAGAAUAAGGCUUACAUGAAAGCAAUGGCAGCAAGAGCCCUCCGGCAGCUAGCAAAGGGUAACUCGGCCAUUUGUCGGAGCAUAACAGAGUCAAGGGCUCUGCUGUGCUUUGCCAUUCUCCUUGAGAAAGGGACUGAAGAUGUGAUGUACAACUCUGCCAUGGCAGUGAAGGAGAUUACAGCAGUGGCAGAAAAAGAUGCAGAAUUGAGAAGAUCAGCAUUCAAGCCCAACUCUCCUGCUUGUAAGGCAGUUGUUGAUCAAGUGCUUAUGAUCAUUGAGAAAGAAGAUACAAAACUCCUAAUUCCUUGCAUAAAGGCUAUUGGGAAUUUGGCAAGGACAUUCCGAGCAACAGAGACAAGGAUAAUUGGUCCCUUGGUCCAGCUUCUUGACGAAAGAGAGGCAGAAGUAUCCAGGGAAGCGGCAAUCUCUCUCACAAAAUUUGCCUCCCCAGAUAACUACCUUCAUCUUGAUCACUCCAAAGCAAUUAUAAGCGCAGGUGGAGCAAAACACUUGGUCCAGCUUGUAUAUCUUGGAGAACAGACAGUUCAGAUUUCAGCUUUAGUCCUGCUCUGCUACACUGCAUUGCAUGUGCCAGAUAGUGAAGAACUUGCUCGGACCGAGGUGCUCGGCGUGCUUGAAUGGGCAUCCAAGCAACCUAACAUGACACAAGACGAAACCCUCGAGGCAUUAUUGCAAGAAUCCAAGAGUAGGCUGGAGCUUUACCAGUCUAGAGGUUCAAGAGGAUUCCAAAAAUUACAUCAAUAGCAUGAGUAAGUAAUUCAUUGUUGUCUUUGAGAUUUUUCAACCAUAAGUAUCUGAUCUAUUGUUAUUGUGAGUGUAUAUACAAUCAAAUGCCUUCUUGAAUUGUUCAGAUGUAUUUUCAACUACAAAGGGAAUUGUUUGCCUAA
Messenger RNA from Abrus precatorius (Indian licorice), 2614 nucleotides. RefSeq lists its product as uncharacterized. Gene Ontology annotation, biological process: cell surface receptor signaling pathway. The record is from RefSeq and is a predicted model, not a curated record. Gene Ontology annotation, molecular function: protein binding. NCBI's taxonomy places the organism in Eukaryota, Viridiplantae, Streptophyta, Magnoliopsida, Fabales, Fabaceae. Bases 474 to 2471 code for a protein of 665 amino acids. The transcript has a single exon.